Molecule: messenger RNA, 2532 nt
Organism: Plasmodium berghei ANKA
Lineage: Eukaryota; Apicomplexa; Aconoidasida; Haemosporida; Plasmodiidae
Product: conserved Plasmodium protein, unknown function
Exons: 1
Coding region: 1-2532 (843 amino acids)
Source: RefSeq, a predicted model, not a curated record
AUGAAAUUACUAAAUACCAAAAUAAAUGAAAAUAAAAAUAUUGCAAUAGAAUGUUUUCAUAAAUGUUUAUGUGGAAAUCGAAAUACGAAUAGUUUCUCUUCCCACAAUCCAUCAAUUUGUAAAAAAUACAAGAGAAACUUUUCACUAUUAUGCAACAAAAAACAUAAUCAAAAUAAAGAACAAAACGAAAAUAUCAUAAAAAAUUUACCUGCUAUAUAUAAGAAUGAAAUUAAAAGUACAACCGAUAAUGACCAUUUCAAUUGUUGUGGCCAAAUAAAAAAAGGAAUUACUCACGAGCUUAGUGUUAAUAACCAUUCUGAACUCAGUAAAGUAAAAUUAUUUAAAGAAAAUUUGAAAAGGUAUAAUUUAUUCAACAUAUACCUUGAAAAAAUAAAAGCGCCAUUAACAAAGAAAGAACAAGAUCGGCAAAGAAAAAUUAUUAAUAUAAAUAGUGUAAAAUAUUUUGAUGAUUGUAUUUCUAUAUUUAAUAUAGAUUCGUUAUUAAUAUAUGCAAAUCACAAUUUUGAAGAAUUAAAAAGAAAAGGAUGGAGAGGGGAUAAAAAAGAGAAAGAUGUAUAUCAAAGAGUAGAGGUAGAACAUAAUGAAAUAAAGCAUACACAUAUUGGUAACGAAAAUAAUAUUUUUACUUUUUUUAAAAUAUUUAUUCAAUUCAAUAAAAUUUUAAAAGAUUAUUUUUAUCAAAAAAAUGAAGAAAAGUUCAAUGAAAUAUUCUUGGCCACGUUUGAACCUUUCUUACAUUGUAAAUUUUUAGACAAAAUUGAAACUAAUAAAAAUAAAGAAUCAUACGAUGAUAACUUCCAUUUUAAAAUCAUGCAAUUAAUUAAAAUAUUUAACCAUAUUAAUUUUUUUAGUAAAUUAAAAGAUAUAAAUAUUAAUUAUUUACAAAAUAGCUUAAACACCUCACGAAUUAAUGGAACAAAAACUAAUAUGUAUAAAAAAAUCGAAAAAGACGUAUACAAUUCAGUUGAUGAAAAUAAAUUAUUUUAUGAAUACAUGAGUGUUGAUCAAAAUGAUGAAAAUAAGCAUUUUUUAAAAAGUGAUGCCAAUUUUAUAGAUAAUUUAAAUUUAUUUGGGAAAAAAUUAGAUGAAUUACAGCAAAGCGUUAAUUACUUUUCUUCCCCUCAAAAAAAAAAAUAUACACCAUCAUUAGAUAUUCAAACAAAAGAGCGCUCACAUAAUUAUUUCAAUAAAGAGAAAUGUAAUAGUACACAUCCCGAUGACAUAACAUAUGAAAAAGAAAAUUAUAACAUAAGAAAUGAUAGAUUAAAUUGGUAUAUUACUCUAGUUAAAGGUUUUAGUUUAACAUUGAAAAAACUAAUAAAAUAUUUAAAUGAUGAUUGCUUAGUGAGGCUAUUUACCCAUUGCAUUUAUUUGUUUGACAAAAAUUGUAAUGCUAAAGAAGUGUUUCUAUUUUACAAAGAAAUGUAUAUCAAAAUAAAACAAAUGAACAAUAUUUCUAAUAAAAAUCUUGUCUACAUUUUAAAUGCGUGCAACUAUUAUUUAAAGGAAGAAAAUGUGGAUUUAUUAAAAUAUCUGCAAAAUGAAAUAUUAUUAAAUAAUACCAACGUAACAAAUUAUAAUUGCAAUUCUAGCAAUAAGGGAACCAAUUGUGAUGUCAAAAAAAAUAAUAAACGCCCUAAAAUAUAUAAUAUACCCCCAUCUCAUAUAGAAAAUAUUUUAUAUACAUUUUCAAAGUACAAUUUUAAGGAUAAGAAACUGUUUCUAUUAUUUAGUAAAAUUAUAAAGGAAAAAUGUAAUGGAUUUUCGUGCAUAACUACGAUAAACAUUUUAAAUAGCUUUACCAGGUUACAUUUUGAAAAGUUAAUAUUUUAUUGUACUUAUGAAAAAAUUAAAGAGUUUGAUUUUAUAACGUUUAUGAUGUGCAAAGGAACUAAUAUUAUUAAAUUAAUAAAAACUUUAUUAAAAAUUGAAUAUAGAAAUGUAGGGGGUUAUAAACAUUGUUUCUUAAUGAAUAUAUCUCAUAACAUAUCAGGGGGAAAUUGUAAAAGUAAUAGCGCCCCUAAAAAUAGUGCCAACUGUGUAAUACCAAAUGAUGUAGAAAGACAAAUAUAUCCGGAAAAUAAAAUACUCGUAACCGAUAAAAUAACAUAUAUCAAGCUUAUAAUUGCAUUAAUAUAUGAAUUGAAAAUGUAUAUAACUAAUGAAAACAAUAGUUAUGAGAAUGAAAUAUGUGGGCAUUAUAAAGCACGUACAUCUGACCACAACAUAAACGAUGAUGAAAUUCGUAAUAUUUAUAAAAAAAUUCUAAGAUUACAAAUUUUUUAUGUGAAAAGUCAAAAUGAUUUAGUUUUUUUAAAAAAUAUACUUAAAAAAAAUUAUACCAAAUUUGAUAUAAACAAAUUCAAUAAAUUUUUCGUUUUUUCAUUUAUAAAUUCAAAUAUUGAAAAAAUUAAUUUUCAUAAAUUAAUUUUUACACUAUUAGCGUAUAAUAAUUUUAUAGGAGAAAACAAAUUAAAAAGGUAUACAGAAAAAAAAAAAAAAUUUAUAUGA